CGCCUUGCCCGCGGGCAAAAGUCUCUCUGGCCAUCGUUGUUCUAAAACCUUGUUAGGUCUAUAAAGGCGCAGAGAGGUCUUGCCUAAUCUUAACGGAGCUGAAGGUUAUGCUCAAUGUUACUCUACAGAGCCGCAUUAGUUUUUUUAUAUUUGGCAUGUUUAUUAUUUACUCGAAAAGGAAUUUUGCCCGAUAGGUGGCGCAGAAAUCGAAAUAUUUGGAAAAUCCAUAUAUAUCGUGCGAUUUGGUUCAUAUUUGGAACGUACAAAUUUUAAUUACAUGAAGAGGAAUAAAUCCAUAAAAAUUUGCGCGAUAGGUGGCCCAGGUCUGGAAAUAGUACGGAUUGUAUUUAUGGUCCGAUGUGUUUAAUAUUUAGGAAGAAAAAACUCGAAAAAAAUUUAGCCGUUAGGUGGUAAUGCAUUUCGAUUUUUUCUCUUUUAUAUUUAUCACUAACAAAAGCUCAUCUUUAAAAACUUUCGUUUUAAAUUACUUGUUUUUAAAUUAUUUUCGGGCCUUUCAGCCUUUUUGUUGGCGCCCAUGGCUUACACAGUUUUAUAUUAUAUUCGUAAUAUAAAAUCCCAUUUCGCAGUGGAUUUCCAACAUUUUCAGAAUUUCAAAUCUCUCAUUCGCACCAUUGGCGGUUAAUUAGAGGAAAAAAAUGUUUGAGUUGCUAACAGGACGCGGAAUAGCUAAUUUUCGUUCAAGUGAUGCAUUCUUUUACCUCUUCAAGAGUUAUACUAUCUUGGGUUCAAAUCCCCCAAAAGAUACUGGCCCGCUUUACUACAUUUGGUCAAUACUUCUCAAUGGAUCCAUAAUUUUCAUUUUACCAAUAGUUUGCGUGGUUGGCUCCAUCAUCCAAUAUGCGAGACACGAUAUAGGAACGAUGCGUUUCCUCAACGGCAUACAGGCCGGUCUGAAUGUACUUGGUAUGCCACCAAAAAUUAUAAUCAUGGCGCUAUCCUUGAAUCGAUUGCGCAGUAUUGAACCUACAUUGGCAGCUAUGGAUGCACGGUACAAGAAGCCAGAAGAUGUAGCCCUAAUACGUAGAUCUGCGCUUAUGGGAAACAGAAUGAUUUCAGCUGUUUUUAUAGCGUACAUGUGUUACAUGUUGUUUUCAUUGAUGCCUAAUGUGAUAAAAGGUGGAGUGCCCUUUGGCUUCUGGAUACCUUUCUUGGACUGGAAUCGUUCCCGAAUAGAUUUCUUAGCGCAAUCCGUGGCUGAUGUGUUCUUCUUCUUUUUCUCAUUAUACUAUCAGGCCUUAAACGAUACAUAUGGAGCAGUGUAUAUCUACGUUAUACGGGCGCAUUUGCAGCUUUUACGCCGCCGAGUUCAACAAUUGGGCACGGACGCUGAGAUGAGUAGCGAAGAUAAGAUGGAAGAGCUCGUAGAUUGCAUUGUUACGCAUCAGCAGAUUUUAGAGUUGGUAGCGGUAGUGGAACCGGUUAUUUCGAAAACAAUAUUUACGCAAUUUUUGAUAUUUGCUUCAAUUUUGUGUGUCACUAUGAUAAAUAUAUUCAUUUUUGCUGAUCUAAGCACACAAAUCUCCGCGACAGUGUACCUGCUGUGCGUUUUACUGCAGACGUCACCAUGUUGCUAUUACGCCACACAAUUAAUGACGGAGAGCGAGAAAUUGCCCGACGACAUUUUUCAUUGCAAUUGGGUGGAUCAGGAUCGAUGUUUUCGUAAAGCGAUCAUUUAUUUUAUGCAUCACUCUCAAAGGUCAAUUGAAAUAAAAGCCAUGAAGUUAUUUACUAUCAAUAUGGCUACGAAUGUUUCAAUUGCUAAAUUUUCCUUUACACUAUACGCUUUCAUAAAGCAAAUGGGAAUUGGCCAAAAUGCCAAUGAUUGAUGGUAGAUAUAUAACGGACACAAGAAUAUCAACACACACAGCAGUGGAAAUACACAUACAUAUGUAUGUAUUAUCAAUGCGGUUUUGGUAAUUUUAAAAACUUCGAAAAGAAAAAAAUUUAUCUAUGAAUUGAAUAAAAUUGCACAUGUAGUUUGCCCACAACUUUAGUUGAAAAAAUUAUAUUUUAAAUAUUCAAUAAAUUGCAGGACAAAAAUAGCAACAAAAGUUUCGUAAAACGAUUGCCAAUUUUGGCAGUUAUCUUGAAAGCUCCUUCUCCGAAAGACUAAUUGAAAGAUUUGCUAGCGAGGAGGUCUUAGCAUCUUUUAGCAACAAGUUUUCUAAAAAUUAAAUGAAAUUUAAAAAAAUAUAUACCGAUUUCCU
Molecule: messenger RNA, 2228 nt
Organism: Rhagoletis pomonella (apple maggot)
Lineage: Eukaryota; Metazoa; Arthropoda; Insecta; Diptera; Tephritidae
Product: odorant receptor 7a-like
Exons: 3
Coding region: 657-1847 (396 amino acids)
Biological process (GO): sensory perception of smell; detection of chemical stimulus involved in sensory perception of smell
Cellular component (GO): plasma membrane
Molecular function (GO): olfactory receptor activity; odorant binding
Source: RefSeq, a predicted model, not a curated record